AUGAAACAUCAAGUAGAUUUUUCAAUUCCAAAGAUUGGCCAGCAGAAAAUAGACAAGUCCAAUGAGUUGCAGAAGUGGAGUUCUCAUUCACAGCCUCAAAUUCUCUGUCAAUACAAAUUUUAUCCAACCUAUUUGACAGCUGAGGUGAUCCAGAUGAAGGUAGAAGAUGUGAAAUGCAAUGAAGUUGUUUCAAGAUUCAUAAUAGAAAAAACAAAAGAGUUGCAACAGAGAAGCUUGGUUGGGUAA
Messenger RNA from Lathyrus sativus (Indian pea), 246 nucleotides. The record is from the annotation of a GenBank genome assembly. Lineage: Eukaryota; Viridiplantae; Streptophyta; Magnoliopsida; Fabales; Fabaceae.